GGGCGGCGGCCGCGCCCCCGGCGCCGAGACAAAGCCGGGGCCGAGCGCUGGAGGCGAGCGGAGGGGUCGGCCCCGCUGCGCGCACAGGCGGGAGGCUGCAGCGGGAGCUGAGCUGACUUUGCCCGCGGCCCCUCCCCACCCGGCGGCGAGGCUGCAGCCGGGAAGCGCUGCCUGGGACCAUGGGGAGCAGCAAGAGCAAGCCCAAAGACCCCAGCCAGCGCCGGCGCAGCCUGGAGCCCACCGACAACACCCACCAUGGGGGCUACCCAGCUUCACAGACCCCCAGCAAGGCGGCUGCUCCCGAUGCCCAUCGCACCCCCAGCCGCUCCUUCGGGACCAUGGCUGCCGAGUCCAAGCUCUUUGGAGGUUUCAACACCUCCGACACGGUCACAUCGCCGCAGCGUGCCGGGGCGCUGGCCGGUGGAGUCACCACCUUCGUGGCCCUCUAUGACUACGAGUCCCGGACCGAAACGGAUUUGUCCUUCAAGAAGGGAGAGCGCCUGCAGAUCGUCAACAACACGAGAAAAGUGGAUGUCAGGGAAGGUGACUGGUGGCUGGCUCAUUCCCUCACUACAGGACAGACGGGCUACAUCCCCAGUAACUAUGUCGCGCCCUCAGACUCCAUCCAGGCUGAAGAGUGGUACUUUGGGAAGAUCACGCGCCGCGAGUCCGAGCGGCUGCUGCUGAACCCCGAAAACCCCCGAGGGACCUUCCUGGUGCGGGAGAGCGAGACCACGAAAGGUGCCUAUUGCCUCUCUGUCUCUGACUUCGACAACGCCAAGGGGCUCAACGUGAAGCACUACAAGAUCCGCAAGCUGGACAGCGGCGGCUUCUACAUCACCUCCCGCACCCAGUUCAACAGCCUGCAGCAGCUCGUGGCCUAUUACUCCAAACACGCCGACGGCUUGUGCCAUCGUCUCACCAAUGUCUGCCCCACUUCCAAGCCCCAGACCCAAGGCCUUGCCAAGGAUGCCUGGGAGAUCCCCCGGGAAUCGCUGCGGCUGGAGGUCAAGCUGGGACAGGGCUGCUUCGGAGAGGUGUGGAUGGGGACCUGGAACGGCACCACCCGGGUGGCGAUCAAGACACUGAAGCCCGGCACCAUGUCCCCGGAGGCCUUCCUGCAGGAAGCCCAGGUCAUGAAGAAGCUCCGGCACGAGAAGCUGGUUCAGCUGUACGCCGUGGUUUCGGAGGAGCCCAUUUACAUUGUCACUGAGUACAUGAGCAAGGGGAGCCUCCUGGACUUCCUGAAGGGUGAGAUGGGCAAGUACCUGCGGCUGCCCCAGCUCGUGGAUAUGGCAGCUCAGAUCGCAUCCGGCAUGGCCUACGUGGAGAGGAUGAACUAUGUCCACCGGGACCUGCGGGCAGCCAACAUCCUCGUGGGGGAGAACCUGGUGUGCAAAGUGGCCGACUUUGGCUUGGCCCGGCUCAUCGAGGACAAUGAGUACACUGCUCGGCAAGGUGCCAAGUUCCCCAUCAAGUGGACAGCCCCCGAAGCUGCUCUGUAUGGCAGGUUUACCAUCAAGUCAGAUGUCUGGUCCUUUGGCAUCCUCUUGACUGAGCUGACAACCAAGGGCAGAGUGCCAUACCCAGGGAUGGUGAACCGGGAGGUGCUGGACCAGGUAGAGCGGGGGUACCGCAUGCCCUGCCCGCCCGAGUGCCCCGAGUCCCUGCAUGACCUCAUGUGCCAGUGCUGGCGGAAGGACCCGGAGGAGCGACCCACCUUCGAGUACCUGCAGGCUUUCCUGGAGGACUACUUCACCUCAACAGAGCCCCAGUACCAGCCUGGCGAGAACCUAUAGACCUGGAGCUCCUCCUGGCACCAGGGACGCUGCCAUCCUCGCUAUGGGGUGCCAGGGGCUGGCCUCCCCAGCGAGGAGCUGGGUUUUUGUGGAGCAGCCCUGAGGUGGGAUGGGGCAUCGUGUCCGGAUGCGGCCAGGAGAGGCUCUGGGUGUCCCCAUCACUCAUUAAGGCUUCUGGCCCGUGUUUAAUGAAGCAGCACCAUCCCGCUGGCGAGAGGAGCCUGUGGGUGCCGGCAGAGCCGGCUCGGAGGGCGAGCAGAGCAUCUCUUGAUGAGAAACUUGGCUUCUGGGAGACCUUUUCCCUCCCCAGCAGCUCUGGGGUGAGCCUGGGGGAACUGGGGGGCAGCAUCGCCCCACCUCGGACACAUGGCCCCGAUCUCCUGCACCCCCUUUUUAAAUCAGCACAAAUUUCCCUGCUCCGUCACCCAUC
This is a messenger RNA of Neopsephotus bourkii (Bourke's parrot), 2229 nucleotides long. RefSeq names its product SRC proto-oncogene, non-receptor tyrosine kinase (gene SRC). Gene Ontology annotation, cellular component: extrinsic component of cytoplasmic side of plasma membrane. The record is from RefSeq and is a predicted model, not a curated record. NCBI's taxonomy places the organism in Eukaryota, Metazoa, Chordata, Aves, Psittaciformes, Psittacidae. The transcript is spliced from 14 exons. Bases 180 to 1799 code for a protein of 539 amino acids. Gene Ontology annotation, biological process: innate immune response; bone resorption; progesterone receptor signaling pathway. Gene Ontology annotation, molecular function: non-membrane spanning protein tyrosine kinase activity; ATP binding; growth factor receptor binding.